Bacidia gigantensis is the source of this 4482-nucleotide messenger RNA. RefSeq lists its product as uncharacterized. Bases 1 to 4482 code for a protein of 1493 amino acids. The transcript is spliced from 3 exons. Gene Ontology annotation, biological process: regulation of GTPase activity; signal transduction. The record is from RefSeq and is a predicted model, not a curated record. Gene Ontology annotation, cellular component: cytoplasm. Gene Ontology annotation, molecular function: phosphatidylinositol binding. NCBI's taxonomy places the organism in Eukaryota, Fungi, Ascomycota, Lecanoromycetes, Lecanorales, Ramalinaceae.
AUGGAUGGCACUGUCGCUCAGCCUCCCAUCAUCGGCGCCGGCGUCGUAAGUGCACAGUCAGACAGAACCAUAUAUACGCAACCGACAAAUCCGAACGAUGCAAGACAUGCACCACGGAAACCCUCGGGGCUUCAGAUAAGCGUCAAUGCAAACGAUUCGGCGCACAGCAGCAUGCGAAGCCCAAGGUCCCCCAAGACAUUUGAAGCUCAUGGUGACCCGCAAGACCAAUCUCCACGAUCAUCAAAGUCCAAUAACACCUCCAACCUGUCCCCAAAGUCUCCCAGAGAGCGCCUUGACGAGUUCCUCCGGCUGGAAGAUAGUGGGGAUACAAGGAUCGAGGAGCCAAGCAAGCUGAGAAAUACGUCUGCCUCACCAACCAAGGCCCAAUCUUACAGCCAACUUCGCAAUAUAUCUUCGCCCUUGCCCGAUGCACGAUCUUUGGGCAACUCAUCACCUCCCUCGCCCCGAUCGACAACUUCACCACUUCUCAACGGCUCCCCCUUGCGGCCAGGCCAAGGCCCGCGAACAUCGUCAAUAGAUUCCGCAAUAUCCUCCAUCUCCCUUGCAACAACGCAUUCACCAAAAGGUUCCUUGGACUCGAAUACGACGGCGUCGUCAGACAUCUCUGGGCUAAUCAAAGCAGCAGGCUCCCCAGAGGGUCUAAUCUACCGUUUACUGCGAGAGAAACAGCAGCUAGAGGGCCGCAAUGCUCAGCUUUGGAAUCUGGUGGAGAAGCAGCGCAAUAUGGUAUUGGGAUUGAACAAGGAUCUGCAAAGAGCUGCUAAAGGCGUGGAGCGUUACCGCGAGGAACUGAAUGAAUAUAAAAUCAGGGCGCUGCAAAUCCCUAGUGCAACGUCGGAACCCUUGGUCGCAAAGCCAAGGCGUGCUCCUUCCCCAGCUCCGAGCGAUAGCUCAGCAGAUCUACCCAUCCAAGGGCAGGGGAAUGGCAUCUCAAGGUCUGGCCCUGUUCCCGAAGCUUUCGAUACUCCCCAACCACUUCAAACGGGCAACAAGAGGUUGAUCAUAUCGUCAACCGAGGUGCCGUCAGUACCUCCCACAGGCCCAGAAGAUUGGGUCGGAAACACUGGCAAACCGACAGGUACUAAUCAUUCGCACAAGCACACCUCGAGUUCAGAUCUCGGAGUCUUCAACCUACCUAGACCAUCACAGACAGUGACUCCGCUAGAGCCCAAUAACAUUGGUCAAGCAGACAAUACCCCACCAAUUUCACCAACUACAAGAUCAAGAAUGUCUCCCCCCACCAGCUUUACUGCGAAACGCACGCAACAAUCUUCCAAUAAACCCUUCAAUAGCCCGUCUUUAAUUCUGACUGAAUCUACACCAAUUGGCAAUGACCUUGAAAGAAUGACUCCACCACGAAAGGCGCCUCCUGCCCCUUUAGAUUUUGCGCAGCCCAGGAAAGACUCCAUCACCAAUAUUGGAAAGUCGGCCGAUGAGGAGUCUGCGUCAGAAUAUGACGAUGAUGAAGGAGAAAACAUAGUGCCCAUGCUCGAGCGAGGUCGAAAGAAGACAAGGGAGGAAGACGAUGUUGAUAGGGAAAUCUUGCAAAAGCAACAGGAAGAGGAGAGGAGCCAAAGCAAGAAAAAGAAGAGCUCUAAGUCAAGGUCCAAGUCUGAGAAGAUGAAGGCUCCGGACCAGGACACGGCUAUCAAAUCACAGUCAACUACAUUGCCCACCUCUAUGAGAGCCUUUGCGCCAGAGCCAACACCUGCACUUGAUUCGUCAUUCACUUCACAACCAGCUUCUCUUGCUGGUGUUCUCAGUCCGGGAGCCGGACAGAGAAUUGCAGAAAUAACACAACAAACUGCGACCAUGAAGGCACCCCUCAGUCCCGGUCUACCUAUCAGUCCCCGACCAAGUGAUCGUCCAGUCAACGCGCCAAUGCCCAGGCUCCCUCGAGAUUUAGCGAACUCGGCUGCUUCGCCUCCUAUGUCUCCUGGUCAGGGCUUUGUUGGGUUGCCGCUCUCUCCUCGUGCGGCAAGACAACAGAUUCCACUUCCUCCGCAGACUCCGAUGUCAAUCGCUCCGUCUUCUCCAAGACCAGCACCAACAGACUCAUAUGCAGACCCUGCUCGGGUGAAUCGACGCCCGCUGAGUCCCAUGACGGUGCAAACCGCUCCGAGUAAGGUCUCUAUCGACUCCGAUUCGUCUGGCUCCGUGGGUCAGGUUUCGAAUGCCUCUAAGCCACGAGGCGUGUUCAGAGGCUUCAUGACAGAAGCGUAUCCAAAUCUAUUACUUCCUCCGAACGCUUUGCCAUCUAUCAAAGUGAUGGUCGUCUCUUCUCGGCUCAAGCCUUCAAGACAGAGUCUAGUGUUAAGAGGCGCGGAUGAGGAGCCUGUUUUCACCCUCGGUGUGUCUGCAAGAUAUGACGAGCAGGAUCUUUGGAGCGUCGAAAAGCCAAUCACGUCGUUGCUCCAUCUAGAUCAGCAAAUCCGACAUACGUCGAGAUUGGACUUCAGACUCCCGGAUCGAUCCCUGUUUAGCGGUCAUGCACCAGCCAAGGUUGACGCUCGAAGGAUGGCUCUGGAGAAGUACUUCGAGACACUGCUAGACACUCAGCUAGAAGAAAAAGCGGCUGUUGCUUUAUGUCAAUACCUUUCGACUAAUGUCUCGCAAUCUGACACGAAGGAAUCAAAGCACCAUAAUGGCCCAGUAUCACCGAUUGUAUCUGAUUAUACUGUUCCGGUUGCGAAAGAGGGAUACCUGACUAAACGGGGUAAGAACUUUGGUGGAUGGAAAGCCAGAUAUUUCGUGCUUGACGAGCCGGUUCUGCGGUACCACGAAGCGCCUGGCAGUGCAGUGCUUGGGACUAUCAAGCUUUAUCGAGCUCAGAUUGGCAAACAAUCGCCACCGAAAGCAUCUGGUUCUGGCGAUGAAGGUGACAGUCAAUACAGGCAUGCGUUCUUGAUCCGUGAGCCCAAAAAAAGGACUCCAAUACUUUCGUUGAUCAUGUCCUCUGCAAGACCAAAGCUUGAGAAGGGUGACUCUGGCUCGAGUAAACAAGUAUUACAGAUGAAGUCGCGAGAAAGGCAAAUCAGCAUCACGAAAGAAAGUCCUGAAACCGAAGAAUUUGAUAGUCUGCAGUCAGUGCCGUAUGAAGAGACCAAAACUGCACAGCCUCCCCAAGUUCGGAUCACUCCAGAUGUCUUACAUGAGGAGUCACCCUCCCCCACUACCCCAGGAUCAGGCUCCCUACCAUCUGAGAAAAGCACUUCCGCGGCGUCAAAGCAAAUCUCUGGACCACAGAAUGGCGCCAAGAUCAGUGACGCUGGAAAAUGGGGCAACAAGCCCAAGGCUUCUCCACUCCCUACGCAAAAGGAACACAAGAAGCGGAGUCUCUUUGGGUUCCACAACAAGGAGAGUGGCCCCGUCGGGACAUACCAUCCAAAUGGCUCAGAUCUCAACCUGACGCAGAGUCAGCAACAGUAUCAGGAACAGAUCACGAACGUCAAAGCCGCUUUCGGUGCCCCUCUUGCUGAGGCGGCCGAAUUUUGUGCACCCAAAGGAGUGCGUGAUGUUUGCUUACCGGCAGUGGUCUAUCGAUGCCUUGAAUACUUGACGGCAAAAGACGCUGCAAAUGAAGAGGGUCUCUUUCGAUUGAGUGGUUCCAACAUUCUCAUCAAGAACCUCAAGGCAAAGUUCAAUGCGGAAGGUGACUUUGACAUUCUAGGGACGGGCCAGUGGUAUGAUCUGAACGCUAUUGCUUCGUUGCUGAAACAAUAUCUGCGAGAACUUCCGUCAAUGAUAUUGACAAGAGAACUGCAUAUCAAGUUCUUGAAAGUGCUGGAAAUACCAGAUGAGAAGCAGAAGAUCAACGCUUACAACGCAUAUGUACAUCAGCUCCCAAAACCAAAUUUCACCUUACUUAGAGCUCUGUGCGAUUACCUGGUCACUGUGAUUAGCAAAUCAGAUCUCAACAAGAUGGACACACGCAAUGUUUGUAUCGUCUUCUCGCCGACUCUCAACAUUCCCAUGCCGCUUAUGAUAUCCUUCCUAUCAAACUUCGAUGCUAUCUUCGGCGACACCGUUCAUAAUGGGCCUAUUCCUGCCUUGGAUCACCAAACCCCUCACAGUCUAUCCGCUGAGGACAUACGCAGUCCUAGACGGCAGAUGUUUUCAGACUUACCCACCCCUGCUUACAACCAAACAUCGUUCUCGGCCAAUCAGCAGCCAUCUAGGCAGGAGCCAAACAUCAAUGGAUUGCACGGCCAGCAAGAUCUCGGCUUCGCUCCUCUCCAGCCUUCCUACAAUCACCCCCCACCUCCGUCACAAUCUCCGCCCCACGAGCCACACUCACUGGCCAUACCAGCUAUCGCGACUCCAAGGAGGCUUUCACCCGGCGCAAGCGCAAAGCAAAGCCGACGAGAGAGUUCCAUGCUCCUUCUUGGACCCGGCCAACGGAAGAGCUCCUUGCCUAUGAUGAGGAGCGAAGGAGGACAAUUCACGACGCUGGAACACUAA